This is a messenger RNA of Trypanosoma brucei brucei TREU927, 2703 nucleotides long. RefSeq lists its product as hypothetical. The transcript has a single exon. NCBI's taxonomy places the organism in Eukaryota, Euglenozoa, Kinetoplastea, Trypanosomatida, Trypanosomatidae. Gene Ontology annotation, molecular function: GTP binding. The record is from RefSeq and is a predicted model, not a curated record. Bases 1 to 2703 code for a protein of 900 amino acids.
AUGCCGCUGCGCAGCCGACCUCGCUACACGCAACAGCAGUCAGACACAAGGAAGGUGAUGGAUGGUGACGCGCUUCUGGCAUCCUCCAAACGAAGGGAUCCGAAUGGCGCACGACUUGCUCUUAUGGAUGCCGAUAGUGGCUGCGCCAGCGAUGUACUUUGCACUGUUCCAGACACCACAGACGACGACAUUGUUUUGGAUCCUUCUCACGGACGACAAUUGCAAGAAGUGUCUGCCGCUGGUAAACGUAUGAAGUUUGGUGAGCAUCACCCGGCAACUCGGGGUAUAGGCACUGACGUUAUCGAUUUGGUGACUGACGCCUUUAAGGAGGCCCGGGAACGGCUUGUUGAGAAGCGGCGACGUGUACUUUAUCAAGUGACUCACCCGGAUCCUUCGGACUACACAUACAACGGCAAAUUAGUACCGGCUCCGCCUCUUAGUUUCGGGAGGAUAACAGAAGAGGCUAUAAGCCUAGGGAAUAAGGUGAUGUUGGGGCAACAUUAUUCUUUGGUUAAGCAGGCAGGUAUGUAUCGCGACGAUGAAGAAGGCGGUUCCGCAGGGCAUUCGACAGCUACCUCUGUGGAGCAGCGGAGGUGUGGGCGACGCCGGACCACUCUUUACGAUCAGCAUACCUUUUUCUUUGAGAUCAACGACUUGUAUCAGGAAAUUGUCCUUGUUGGCAAGGCUUGCGCUGGGAAGUCGAGCCUGUUGAAUGCGCUCCUCGGUCAACAAGUAGCGAAGACAAGCAGCACACCCAACACGACGCGGAAACUUUCCUUCUAUCAGAGCGUUUCCCCAGAGCAGAUGCAGCGGUAUCUAAACGUGAAGGGUAACGGUCUCGUGAAGUUACCGGGUGGAGGCCUUCAACUCACUUUUGUUGAUGUUCCGGGGUUUGGUCUGGAGGGGAUGUCUGAGCAGUGGCGUGAUAAGGCAAUUGAGUUGACAGAUGCGUAUCUCGGUGUGAGACGUUCGGUGAAUACGCUUCUGCUCUGCAUUGACUGCGAACGAGGACUUACUAAGGUGGAUUUGCGUUACUUUACAUGGUUGGAAAAUCUUCAUGGAGUGUUUUUUGUCGUGUUAACGAAAUGCGAUUCCGUGCCCCAUUCGCGCGUGUGCUCUGUCAUGCGGCAGAUUUACAGUGUCAUCACCAAGAAUCGCCGAAAGUAUCGCAAGGUGUUUCCGUUUAUUAUUCCUACCUCUGCAAAUGAUGGGACUAAUAUUGAAAUGCUGCGAGGACUUAUUGCUGAAACUUCUGGACUUAUUCCUGGUGACAGACUUCGAAAAAUUCUUAAAGCCAAAGCGGAUGCUGAGAUGCGGCUAGGACUCGAAAAGGAGGAGGAGAGAAUUCGUGAAGCUCGAUGCUUAGAGGCGCGGAUGGCGAAGGCUUAUUUUGAAUCUACCAGAAGCGCGAGGGAAGUGGCUGGAAAGGACGCUAAGGCACCAGGGCUUAGUUUAGUGCCCUCGACUGCAUCCCCGCAUCCCCCACCUCAGCCUCCACUUCAUACAAAACCAUCUGCAAAGGAGCGGAAGUUCGUUCUUUCGUUAGACUGUGAUGAGGAAGGCACCGUUGAGGCGGUACCGACUCCUGUAUCGGAUUCAAUGGCCGAUGAGCCCCUUCUGACCUUUCAAAACGAUGAUGAUGCACCUCAUAUUGGUAAAUCUAGAGGGGACUCCAAAUUAAAGCGGCGAGAAAGGUUCCUUGCAUGGCGGCGCGCGCAUCCACUUCAACGACACGCAAGCGCCUACGGCGUCUUCCGACUAAACACCGGUUUGGAGCGACCUGACACUUCAACACUUGAGUUAACCUACGUUGACGGCACUCCGGAUCAAACUGAUGCCCAACUUCGAGAAUUCGAUCGUGAUUCAGCUCUGAAAGGAAAGGUAAUCGAUCUAGAAGUAGGGGGCACGAGUUAUGUUGGAGGCCCUGUGGAUGUGGCUAACCAUGGUGCACAGUUGGGAGUUGGGCAUGGGCCAGGCAAUGGUGAUGGUGGUGCAGCUCCGGGUAGGACAACUGAACUGUCGGCGGUAAUUGGCGCGGGGAACACGAACGGUGGUGGAAAUCGCACGCUACCUGCUUCAUCAAAAGGUGGUGUGUCUCGCUUCCUGAACCUUAUUGACCAGUACGCGCAACGCGAGACGCAAAAACCGAGGAGCAAACGCGAACAGGCGAAGGAAGCACGCUGGCGCGCGCGCCUUCAAAAAGGAUCAGGGACCAAGUUUUUUGCUGAGGAGUCAGACGGCCGAGUUGCUGAGUACAAGGCGGGGAAGAAGUUCGGCCCAUCGCUGAUUUCUGCCGCAUGUGACGACGUGGCGGGCCGCCGUGCACAAUGGGAAGCGCACACGUACAUGCGCCAGGCGGUUGCUGCGCGACCCACCGCACCCUGGGCAGCUUUGGAAGUGCUAAAGAGAAGGACUGAGCGUGUGAAGCAGGAUGCAGCGAUGAGGGGGAUGACCAAGAAAGAGUGUGAAGCAUAUCUCCGCAACUGUGGGCGUGUGACGGAGAAGUUUGAGGAAUUUGAAGGUGAGGUAACAGCUGCAAAGUAUAUGAAUGAGACCCGCCACACGAAAACUCUUCGCUCCCAGCAGCAAAUGCAUCUCAACAGCACAUCUAAAAUAUCGUACCGCUCCAUGCCAGUGGGGUUGUGGAAGCACUACGGCGAGCGUGAGACGUACUGGCCAACUCCUCGAGUCAAGGGUCGGUAG